AUGUUCAAGAUGCGGAUGGUGGUGGCCCUGCUCACAACGCUGCUCCUCGACGUCGCCAAAGGAGACUGCGGCAACGGUGUCGCUGGUAUCGUGAGCGGUGGCUCAUGUUGUGCUGAGUCCUGCGGCACUUGCGGAGGAGUUGGGUGCGGCGGUCGUGAGGGCGGAGCAAUGUCGUGUUGCACGUCAGCCAUCGAGGGCGCAGGCGUCUUGUGCGAUACCACGUCCGCGGGUCCGUGCCGGAUCUCGACUGCCGUUCAGAGACCGACACAUGACACACAUCAGGCGGGGGCCUGGGCGCUGCAACUGACGCAUACCAGACGCUAA
Messenger RNA from Ectocarpus siliculosus, 324 nucleotides. Lineage: Eukaryota; Phaeophyceae; Ectocarpales; Ectocarpaceae. The record is from the annotation of a GenBank genome assembly.